AUGACUACUGAAGAUAUUUCGAAAGAUGAAAGUCAAUCGUUUCCUCAGGGGGUUGAAAUUGAGCCGAUAUGUGGAAAUCUCGAAAGUGAAAGCCUUGAAAUCAAAAUUGUGAUCUCUAAUAAAGAGAAAAUCGAAUUGACGGUCUCUCCAAACGAAAUUGUUCAAGAAAUUCAUCGUGCUAUAACAGAGCGUGAGGAUUUUUGCCAUCGCACCUGCUUUUAUCUGACAUUUAACAACGUAAAACUUGAUCUAUAUACCGAUAUAAAGUCCAUUGCUGGUCUUAAAAAUGGUUCUGAAAUUCGCUUGGUUGAAGGUAAUUGUAAUCUUAACCUUAAAACAUUUUCAGAUCAAUAUUGUGGUCUCGAGGCUCGAAAUCAUAUUAGACAUGUCCUCGAUAUAAUGAAUUCCCUCAAGCCUUUUGAUGGAUAUACCGGCAAGGAUAACUUGUCUCCGACUUUCUUUUCCACAAUUGUUGCAGAUAAAAUAAAAACUGAAAGUCAUCAGGGUUUGAGCCUCGAUCUCCCCAGUUACAUCACUGCUAAACAACCUUUAGCUGAACCGCCUUUAAUCCCCCUGCAUCCGAUUAACGAAGCGGAUGCAGGCAUUGACUGCCUCAAGCAGUUAGUUCUCAGUAAUUACAAUCCUCCAACUGCAGCUCGUCGUAUGGCCGGUGAUUUGCUUUAUCUUGAGGUUACUUUCAUUGAGAAUAAGUGCUGUCAUAUUACUGCUUCUACUAGAGGGUUCUUUGUUAAUCAGUACGUUCCUAUUUCCAAUCUUUCACUAAAAAUUUUUAGAUCGACUGAUGAGGUAUUCGACCCAAGACCUCUAACGAAUGGUACUACUAUGCACUCCAUUGUUGACCUCUUUAAAAGCCUGAGUAGCAAAUUCAAAACUGGUUUUGAAGCAAUACUCAAAAAGAGGUCAAAAAUGAGUCCAUAUGAACGGUACCCAGGUCCUUAUCGGGUGAAUUCGUGGUUGGCUCCGUCUCUGCCGCAUACGGCGAAUUCGCUUCGCAAAGAAGAAGCGUUUACAAUCCGUCUAGCCUUUGAAGAGAAUCUUCCUGGAAUGACUCGCGAUUGGAACGAUGAAUUACAGGCCACUCGUGCCCUAACUGAGAAUGAGCUGCUUCGUGAUCGAGCUGUAUUCAAAUCAAACAGUGAUUUUGUUGCUUCUUCUGUUCGCACUGCUAUGAACGUUGUCAACGGUGAGGUUCCGGCCAUAAACCCGGGUGAAAAUCGUCGCCAACAAAUGUUUAUCUGGAAUAAUAUGUUCCUAUCUCUUGGUUUUGACGUAAAAGAGCAUUAUAAAGAGCUUGGCGGCGAUGCUGCUGCUUAUAGAGCUACUAGCUGUGAUUUGAAUGGCGUUAAAGCCUAUUCUAACCUUCCAUUCAAUGGUCUUUGUACUCUUGGAACUGCACUUGUUGAUUAUCUUGGUUAUCGUGUUACUGCACAAACGAUCAUCCCUGGAAUUCUCGAAAAAGAUCAAGAGCAACUUAUUGUUUAUGGGUCGAAUGAUUUUGGCAAAAGUGUAACUGAUGAUGAUCGCUACUCAAAGCUCCUUUCUGAUUCUGCUGAUGCACUAAAGAUUCGACCUCACAAGAUUAUUGGCAAAGAUGGUAAGGUCAUUGAACUGAAAUCAUCGGUUGAUUGCAAGGGUAUAAUUGGAAAUGACGAUCGAACUUAUCUCCUUGACUUUUUCAACAUCUUCCCUCCGGACGUGAAUUACUUAGGAGGUGCACCAAAGAACGCACGACCUGUGCUUUCUAAGACGAUGCAGGAUCUCGGUUAUCCCUACAAACAUCCUCAUCUCCUAUCAUGUGUUCGACAAGAAUUGGUUGAAGCCUUUUGCGAAGUGAAGUUGGAGGCUUUCACAAUUGAGACUUGCAGAGAAUACCGCAAGUUGAUUCACGCACAAAACGGGGAAAAUGACGAAGGCAAAGGUAAGCCUGGUGCUCAAGUAAAUGGAGAAAACAUAGCCAUCUCUAUCGAGGAAGAGGAAGAAUACUAUGCAGUUAUGAAGCCUGCCAUUAAAACGGCUAUGGCUGAGGAGCCAGAGGAUCCCAUAAUGAAACAGGCUCUUGAAAAAACUUUGGAGCGGUUCCCAAUUUUUGAUCAAAACUACAAGAUACUCUUUAAUCCUGAUGCCUACAAAACUGCAAUCACGUUCGCUGAAGAGGAGAAACCCAAGCUAGAGAAUGACAAGAAGCUCAUCAAUGACUUAUGUGAAUUCUUGGUUCUCGAACAAAUUCCUUCCCUCAUUCGUGACUGUUCAACUUUCACUGUCAUUCCCCAAGAUGGGAAGACUAUUGUGGAGAUUAUGCACCAACGGGGUAUUAAUGCACGCUAUCUGAAUAGAAUUGCCAAAGAGCUUCAAGACAAACCAAAUCUUGAAUACCUUCUCAAUAUGACGAAAUGUGAAAUCGUGGUGCGAGCUGCCAAGCAUUUAUUCAAAGCCUACAUGCAAGAUGUUGAUCAAGUUUGCCUUUCUGCUGCUGUAGCUCAUUUCCUCAACUGUUUCCUCACGACUCAAACGAACCUUCAACCUCUUAAUGGCUUGGAUGCGCUUGUCCCCAAACUUCCAAAGGCAAAGUCCGCUAGAAGACGCGGAAAGGCAGUAGUUUCACCCAAUACUCCACUCGAAAUGAUGUGGUCUACGGAAACGGUGGCCACAUUGUGGGCUAAAUUAAACAAAGAGGUCAAGUCCUACUUUCAUUUUGAUUUGGGAGUAACAAAUAUGGAUGAAUUUCUAAAGAGUACCUCGCAAUUACGUCUAACAAUGCUUCGUGCGUUCUGUCGGACAGUUGGAAUUCAAUUAGACCUUCAGGACUAUUUCACUAAGAUCAGAUCACCUGACAUAUUCAGUGUCGAGGAUAUCGUUGGAGUGAAUCCAAUUGUGAAACACUUGGAGCCGCGUCCUCUUCAUGCACAUAGGGUAUUCGCUUCGGCUCAAAAGAAAAUCACCGAAGGCAAAUUGGAAGAGGGUUUCUCAGCUAUGUUGGAAGCCGUUAAUCUCUUUACAGCUGUUUAUGGACCUCUUCAUGAGGACAUUGGAGCUUGCAAUCGUAUUCUUGCCCGACUUUCAUACGUCCUGGGUACUAGGCAUAAUGCCCUACAAUAUCAGACACAAGCUACUCUUAUUUGCGAGAGGGUUCUUGGAGUUGAUCAUCCUAGCACUGCUGCUGAAUAUGCAAGUUCUGCUUUCCCUAUUGCCUCUUGUUUCUUUGUUAUCUUAAAGUAUGACGAUCUGAGCCACUUGGCCCAUUACUGUUUCGCAAACAACAACUUUACUGCGGCAAUGAAUGCGCUCUGUCGAGCCCGCUAUUUAGCUGUUCUUUGUCAUGGCCCAAUACACCCGGAGAUCGCUCAAAUUGAUGUCAAUCUUGGUCUUCUACUGCAAGUCGGUAGGCAAUUCGUUCCGUCAGUUGAAUUUCUUGAAAAUGCCCAUAGGUUCCAUGGCGAAACUUCUUUAAAGGUCGCUUUCACAGCGCACUUACUGAGUUGUGCAUACUGCUACUUAGAUAGCAUGAGUGCUGCCGUGAAUUAUGCGAAGGAGCGUGUAGCUAUUUACUCCAAACAUUUUGAGAAGGGUAAUCAAUUCCUCUUGGACAGUGAAGCCAUCGUUAGCCACAUGCUUAGAAGAGUUCAUACUGAAAAAACGCUUUUGGAGUCACCUCCCACUCCUCCUCAGAUCCUGGAUGUGAUGAAUCGCAUCAAUGGCAUCUUCUACAUCACAUUUGGCAAAUACCGAUACUUAUAUAGAAUUGCGCCCAAGAAGCGAUCAAGGAAAAACAAGGAGGCCGGUGGAACCUUAAAUGGAACAAUGGAAACUAAUUCCACUCUUACUAUCGAAGAAUGCACAACUGUGGCCCGCGGCGAAGAAGAGGCUACUUUAGUAGGAACCGCUUAA
This is a messenger RNA of Rodentolepis nana, 3906 nucleotides long. The record is from the annotation of a GenBank genome assembly. Lineage: Eukaryota; Metazoa; Platyhelminthes; Cestoda; Cyclophyllidea; Hymenolepididae.